Messenger RNA from Symphalangus syndactylus (siamang), 2933 nucleotides. RefSeq names its product chromosome 12 C1orf105 homolog (gene C12H1orf105). Lineage: Eukaryota; Metazoa; Chordata; Mammalia; Primates; Hylobatidae. The record is from RefSeq and is a predicted model, not a curated record.
ACUCUUACAGGAGAUAAAAUGUAAGAUCAUAGAAGAAACUGUAGAGCUAAAACACAUAAACCUCAUAAAUUCUAUAUGGCAAAUUCAAGGGAGAAAAACCACAUCAUUCAGAAUAAAAGUACAAGGCAAGGAAAUGUUGCCACCUUGAGAAAAAGACUCUUCAUGAUGUCAGUAAAGCACUAGAAAAAUGGAGUCCAUAUAAGUUUGAAGGAAAAGGGAACUUUUUAUUCCUCUAUCCUCAAAUGGUAAUUCUAACACUAAAAUUUUAAUCUAUAAUUUUUUAACAAGCAUCCCAAAGAUGUAUCCAAAUAAAAUGUUUAUUACUUAGGUAAUAUAGUACAUUCCACCAAAUAUGUGAUCUGAAGCCUUCCCAAAGGUUUAAGAUUUAAUUCAGAAUUUUAUUUUUUGAAAAUUUAUGUGGCCUAAAAUAGAACUUGAAAGUAGUCCUUCUCAAAUGAGAUCACUUCUGAAUGUGCUCCCUUUCAGCAUAUUAAGAUGAUAGAAAACUACACGACAGGAGAGUCAAAAAAAUCAUUAAUCAGUUCUAUUUACUUCACAUCUGACCUAGGCAAGCCCUGGCAAAGGAGGUAUUUGGAAGAUGUGGGUAGGAACCCCCAGUUGUAAAAGGGAGAGUCCUCAUUAGUAAUGCUCUUUCUUUGGACCACAAUUUUUUUUAAGGACUGAGUUCUCCACUCAAAAAUGAAAAAUCAGUUUCUUGGUUUAAAAUGUUCAUAUGGCAUGUUACAAUAUUUUAAUUGUAUCCCCGGUCCAGUGACUCCCAUUUAAAAUCACUGAUAACUAAGAAAGUUCAAAGGCUCCAAACCAAGGCAUCAACUGAAGCUCAUGUAUAGCAGGAAGGAGGUGACUUGAUGCAAAAUAGCACACAGCAUGCAGUCUUUUGUGCUUUCCUUCCCCUCCAAUCCAGGCAUUUGAUUUUUAAAUCAAUAUUCUUAGUGGAUAGCAUUCUUCAUCCCAAUAGACAAAAAUGUACCUAGAUGAUUUCAUACCACCUCCCCAGAUAAAAACCAAAGUUGUCAAAGAGAAGGUUUUCUUCAAUUCAUUUUUUAAAAGUGUUUGGUACUUUUCCACUUUGUCUUAAACAUGGACUUAUUUUUAUAUGCAGUGUUACACAGUUUAGAUGUAUAAAACUUAAAUUGACCUGAGGAACGAUGAGAAGGAAAAACUCCAGUCAUAACAGAAUGAAAUGACAACCUUACUCAGUUUUCCUUAACAAAGAAGUGUGUUCCCUUCCUUACAUUCUACAGGAAGAAAAAAGAGGGCAGGGGAAAGGGAUGGGGGCAGCUUGGGGUAAAAUUAAAUUAUGCUAAGAUUUGUUAAUAUGUAUUUAGUAAAUAGUAUUUCUAUGUUUCAUAAUGUACCCUUCCCCAACUCUUCUUACCUCCACCUCCACCCUGCUAUGUUUAAUAGAGUUGAAAAAUUACUCCCUUUUUCAGAGUUGGUCAUAACUCAGGAUAGUCAGGAAGAGCCAAACUAUUAUGCCUUUAGUAAAUAUAAUAUUUCUUAUAUAUUUUAAUUCCUUUAUUUAUGCAUCAAACAUUUGUUGAAUUCAUGAUAAUAUCCUGGACCCUGGGAAUACCAGAGAAGUAACAGAAUAAAAGUAGCUUACAAAAUAGCUAAAUAAGCAAUUACAAUGUAGUGCUACAAUAAGAGAAAAGUUUGGUUGUCUUUCCAGGGAGAACUGUUCUAACUUCAGUACUGAAGCAGCUGUCUGAGUUUUAGUAUCCUGUUAUCAACUUUACCCAACACAUGCUAAUGUUCCAGAACAUUGUGAUUUUGACUUCUAACAAAGAAAGGAAUACUAGAACUCAUUUCAGCCAAUCAGAAACUGAACUUUUCAUUCUGAAUGGAAUUAUAUGAUUCAAGAUGUAAAUCACACAGGUAUUGGCAGAGAAAAAGGCAUACCGGUAUUGAAACUGUAAACUGGCCUGUUUACUUUGUCUCCUAACAAAAAACACUUUGGAUUCAGGUUCUCCACAGCAGUCUUCCACUGGCCACAGUGAGGAGAGCUAGGUUUCCCCAGUCUCCAGUUAGAAAAACUCAGAACAUCUAAAGAUCUGAAAGAUGGAAAAAAGAGAACUAAAGGCUUCUGUUCCAAAAUUUGACAAGAUUCCUUGGCUUAGUGAGGCCAGCCUCGUAAACAAGCCAUUAGUGCUCAGCCUCCCCAGAAGAUAUCCUCAUUCCUCUGCGACUUUUCUGACUUCGUCCAAGAAGAAUAUGAAUUUGCCAAUUUUGCUUCAAGUUCCAGAUGUUUUAUCUAAGGCCAGGAGGAACCAGUGUGACUCCAUGCUGCUCAGAAACCAACAGCUGUGCUCCACAUGUCAAGAAAUGAAAAUGGUACAACCAAGAACAAUGAAAAUCCCAGAUGAUCCAAAAGUAUCCUUUGAGAACUUUAUGAGUGAUAGAAUGAGUCUUCAUCAACCCAAAUUCCAGACUACACCUGAGCCUUUCCAUGAUGACAUCCCAACAGAAAGCAUUCACUACAGACUGCCCAUUCUGGGCCCCAGGACAGCUGUCUUCCACGGAUUACUGACAGAGACCUACAAAACUCUAAAAGAGAGACAACGUUCUUCCUUGCCCAGAAAGGAACCAAUAGGCAAGACAAUGAGGCAGUGAGCAGUAGGAGCUCAUCACCUCCCAGACUCCCAGAGAGAAAAUAACCUCGCCAAGCCAAUCUUUGACACUGGCACCUUCUCCUCACAAUUUUCUCUCCUCUCCCAAAAGAUGAUUUAAUUUUGCCUUCCUAAGAUUGCUGGUAUUCUAGCUCUUACCUCUAUCUUCUCUCUCAUGUCUCCUAAAGACAAAAUGGUUUAAUUUACAUGAUUAUAAACAUCUGUUGAUGAAAAUGGAACAUGGUAACUGUCUCUCAUUUUAUUUUGUUAAAGGUUCCUCUCUACAUUAAAGUGGAAAACAUC